AUGCCAGCCGCCAAAACCGAAGAAAAGGGCGAAUCCUCAACCGCUGCUUCCAAGGCAGCCCUCUCAGCCUCUACAAAUGGAUCAGCCAAUUACGAGCUACCAUGGGUCGAAAAGUACCGUCCCGUAUUUCUCGACGAUGUCGUAGGCAACACCGAAACGAUUGAGCGGUUGAAGAUUAUUGCCAAGGAGGGUAACAUGCCGCACGUCAUCAUCUCUGGUAUGCCUGGUAUUGGUAAGACUACGAGCGUGCUCUGCCUGGCGCGUGAGCUCCUGGGCGAGUCGUAUAAGGAGGCUGUCCUCGAGCUCAACGCCAGUGACGAGCGAGGCAUCGACGUUGUGCGCAACCGCAUCAAGGGCUUUGCACAAAAAAAGGUGACCCUGCCUCCCGGCCGCCACAAGCUCAUUAUUCUCGACGAAGCGGACAGCAUGACAUCGGGCGCGCAGCAGGCCCUGCGAAGAACCAUGGAGAUUUACUCCAACACGACACGAUUUGCCUUUGCGUGCAACAUGUCCAAUAAAAUCAUCGAGCCCCUUCAGUCACGAUGCGCCAUUCUUCGCUAUGCCAAGCUCACCGACGCGCAAGUCGUCAAGCGGCUGAUGCAAAUCAUUGAGGCCGAAAAGGUGGAAUACAGCGAUGAUGGGCUGGCCGCCCUGGUCUUUAGCGCCGAGGGUGACAUGCGACAGGCCAUCAACAACUUGCAAUCGACCUUUUCCGGCUUUGGCUUCGUCUCAGGUGACAACGUCUUCAAGGUGGUGGACUCGCCGCACCCGAUCAAGGUGCAGGCGAUGCUCAAGGCCUGCUACGAGGGCAACAUCGACUCGGCUCUUGACACGCUCCGCGAGCUGUGGGACCUCGGAUACUCGAGUCACGAUAUUAUUAGCACCAUGUUCAAGGUGACCAAGACGAUACCGACUCUGAGCGAGUAUUCAAAGCUCGAGUUUAUCAAGGAGAUUGGCUUCACACACAUGAAGAUUCUUGAGGGUGUGCAAACACUGCUGCAGCUGAGCGGCUGCGUUGCGCGGCUUUGCAAGAUAAACAUGGAUCCCAAGCGUUUCCAGGCAAAGUAA
This is a messenger RNA of Beauveria bassiana ARSEF 2860, 1068 nucleotides long. Its product is annotated as replication factor C. Bases 1 to 1068 code for a protein of 355 amino acids. Gene Ontology annotation, cellular component: nucleus; DNA replication factor C complex; Rad17 RFC-like complex. The record is from RefSeq and is a predicted model, not a curated record. The transcript has 2 exons. Gene Ontology annotation, molecular function: DNA binding; DNA clamp loader activity; ATP hydrolysis activity. Gene Ontology annotation, biological process: DNA repair; DNA-templated DNA replication. NCBI's taxonomy places the organism in Eukaryota, Fungi, Ascomycota, Sordariomycetes, Hypocreales, Cordycipitaceae.